CGAACGCACCAUGACACCUAAACUGGGCGACGCUCCCCUAAUGAACGUACCAUGGCGAGCUCUCAUUUGUUUUCAAUCGCGCGCGUGUUCGAUCAUGUUUGUGUCGAUCGUGUUUGGCCGCUGUUUAAUCGAAAAAGUGUUAGUGAAAUCGCGUGUGUUCGUGAAAAAGGCAACAUCCGGCGUUUGUCCAACACGGUCUUGGACAAAUUUGCCGGGUGACCGAACCGGAACGGCUCUGGGAUGGCGGAACUUUUUCAUAUUUGGGGACUUCUUCUACCAGGCCCGGCGCCUGCUGCGGACACUUCCGGCCGGAUUUGUUCAGGAUGGUCGUUUCGUCUGGAGGCGAAAAUCGUUAGGGGCCUAUUCCACUGAGGAUUGUGCUUCAUAAAUACUCAAGAGUUCAUCC
Culex quinquefasciatus (southern house mosquito) is the source of this 406-nucleotide messenger RNA. RefSeq lists its product as uncharacterized. The record is from RefSeq and is a predicted model, not a curated record. The transcript is spliced from 3 exons. NCBI's taxonomy places the organism in Eukaryota, Metazoa, Arthropoda, Insecta, Diptera, Culicidae. Bases 11 to 388 code for a protein of 125 amino acids.